This is a messenger RNA of Rhineura floridana, 5525 nucleotides long. It is a transcript of the gene CRACR2B, whose product is annotated as calcium release activated channel regulator 2B. The transcript is spliced from 2 exons. Bases 2456 to 3670 code for a protein of 404 amino acids. Gene Ontology annotation, molecular function: calcium ion binding. NCBI's taxonomy places the organism in Eukaryota, Metazoa, Chordata, Lepidosauria, Squamata, Rhineuridae. The record is from RefSeq and is a predicted model, not a curated record.
UCUGUUCGAUCAAGCCCGGCAGUUCGCCACCGCCGCGGCUAUUUUGCGCGCGUCCUCCCUGCCGUGUUGGACAAAGCAAUAAAUUGACACGGACGGGCUGGUAUUUCCAGGGUAGUCCGCGCGAUUGGCAACUAGUGCCUUCCCACUCCGAGAAUCCCUCCAGGGCCCUUUCAGCCCCUCCCCUUUCCUGGGAUAAAGAGCUCGUCCGGAGGAGAGUGGAAAUCUCCCGGCCACUUUCGCGCGUGGUCUUCCACGCGUGCGUGCAAGAAGGCCAGGCUGGGGCUACAGGUCGUCUUGUGAGGGCAUCUCUUGCCACGCUUCUAGAGUACCAUCUUAGACCUGCAUUACCCAGGGGGAAGCCAAGAUGAAGUUCAGCGGGGCUUACUUCCAGGUAACCACGUAUGGGAGAGAUCGCAGCCUUAUUUAGGAAGCUCGCGGCAGGCCCUGCAGGAGAGGUCAGCGGCGUGGCUAGCCGCAGCCGCAGGGCGUUUGGAACCGGCUGUGAUUGGCCGCAAGGGCGGCGCGCUUCCUUUCGGCUCUGCAAGUGCAGCAGCCCACUGUAGCUUCGUAGGCGAAGCUGGCGCUGGCUCCGCCUCGGCCCUCCGCACCUGCUGCGAACACAUUGCGCGCCAGGGGGAAAAAGUUCAAGCGACGAGUGGAGAGUUUUUCUCGUUCCUUUCCCUGGCCCCGGCGAGUCCGGCUUCUUCGGGCAUUUCCGGGUUGGGCGAAGAAGCCGUCCCUCUCUCUCUCCCACCGCUUUGAUCCGCACUGAUAAGACUGCUGGCUUUCAUUCCAGGAAAGGAGAAGGAAUCCUUUUCGUUCCCUUUCUUCCUUCUCCUACAGUUGGCCCUCCGGCUCAGAGGGAUCAGGUAAAGCCGGGAGCGAUCAGAAACUUUUCCUUUGCUGUAAAAACGGUUAUUGUAGAAUCUUGUGGCACCUUCAAGACUAGCAUUUCGCUCUCGCUCGCUCUGCCCGGGUCAUCGAUCUUAAACGUGUCCCAAGAAGCUUUGGCGCGUUUGCUGCGGCUCGCCUGCUCCACGCCCCCCCCCGGAACGUUUCCCGCCCCCCCUUUUCCUUGGCUUACCACAAGGGCUAUGGAGUCGGAGUCGUGGAGUUGGAGUUGGAGUCGGAAGCAAUUUUGGGUGGAGUCGGAGUCGGUAGAAAUGCACUGACUCCGACUCCGGCUUCAAAAUAAAUUUUGAUUGACAAAUUUUUUAAAAUAUAAAUUCAAAAUGUCAAAGAAGCUUCCCAUGAAGUCAGCUGUAGUUGAGCAUUUCACCAUAACUCAAGAUGGAAAACAUUUUGUGUGUCAGUGUAUGACACAGGACCCAGAUGAAGACAAAUGCUGUGAUGCCAAGAUCAGCGCAUAUUCAGGCAGCGAUAAAAAUGCUCCUAUGAGAGCUUCCAAUUUAAAAAGACAUUUAUAGCCCUUUCCAGGGCUGUGGAGUUGGAAGCAAUUUCGGGUGGAGUCCGAAUUGGAGUCAGAGUCAGACAGUAGAAAAAUAGAGGAGUCGGAGUCGAAGGUUUGGCGUACCGACUUCACAGCUCUGUGUUUGGCCAGAUGUGCUGAGAGAGAGGCUAAAAAUGUGUUAGUAGCCGCACCUAUCUGCAAUAAUAGUUUGAGAGUAAAUGUUUGCUUUUAGGAGUUAUUAAUUGUUUUUAGAAGGCUGUUUUUAAUUGUUUUAAGAAUUUUGUUUUACAUUGGCAUGUUUGCCACUCUGAGCUCCUUAGAGGAAGGUGUAGGAUAUAAUUUUAAUUAAUCAAUGAAAUGCUGCUGUAAACCUUAUUGGAUCUCCUUGUUUGGAGAUAUGUAAUAUUUUACUACAUGCAAAGAGCUUUUUACAUGGAGAGACAUUAACAAAGUAUGAACCCCAGUCUCCAGUGGUGGAGUCCGACUGCGAAUUGCUGCGUAGCUCUCUCAACCUCUCUGGAUGAAAUCACAGACGCAUGACAGCCCUUAAUUAUCUCAUGGAACAUCAACGGCUGGCUCAACAAGAAAGGUGAUACCGAGUUUUUGGAAUUUUUAAGUAAUUUCAAAAUUAUCUGUCUACAGGAAACUUGGAUUACUUCAGUUGACAACUUCAUCUUUCCUGGUUAUCACCCCUUUUUGAGUCCUGCACUUAAAUCUUUGGGGGGAGGCCGCCCUAAGGGGGGCCUAAUAACUUUAAUUUCAAAUUCUUGGUUACUACUGGUUGAUAAUUUACCCUUAGUCUUCCCCCAAUCAAUCUUAGCCCUUCGGAUUAGAGCCCCUAAGGCUGAAGCUCUGAUUUGUAUCAAUGUUUACAUUCCCCCUUUUUGUGUAUCAACCUUGGAAACAACUAAUGUGUGGAAUAAGUUAGAAGAAUCUCUCAACCUCUAUAGUAAGCAAUUUCCCAAUGACCGUCUUUUACUCUGCGGCGACUUUAACGCCAGAAUUGGGAACUCUUGGCUAUACAACAUUGGUACAUCUAAUUGGAUGCCAGCACAUCAAAAUGAUAACAAUAAUAGAAUUUCUCAAGACCAAAAGUCUAACAACCAGGGCUCAUCCUUAUUAGAAUUGGUCUCCUCAUAUCCCUUAGAAAUACUUAACGGCUCUAAAAUAGAUUCUUCCUAUGGUUCCUUUACCUACCGCUCCCAUGCGGGGGCAAGCUUAAUUGAUUACAUGAUUGUAUCACAAUCCCUGCUACCAAUUAUUUCUGACUUCAAGGUCUUGUGCAGAGUAGAAAGUGAUCAUUUUCCCCUUCAACUAACCAUUAACUUUUCAAACUCUUCUAUCAACACACUUUCCACGCAGAGUAAUCCUGGGCAAUUGAAAAGAGUCCACUGGUCAGACCACCUGAGGGAGAACUUAGCAAUCCAAUUGGAAAAUAGCUCAUACCAAUCAAUUCACCAGAAGAUAUUAGAGGGCACUUUGGACCCAAUUCUGGCUUUUCAUAACAUUCUCUCUAUGCUUAGUCCAAUCAUGUCAAAAAAAAUCUCGAACCCUAAUAGACUUCGUUACCCCUCUACGUGGUUUGAUUCUGAGUGUAGAGCAGCGAAAAGGAAACUCAGGUCACGUUUGCGGUUAUCCAAUAAAUAUCCAAAUGUUCAAUCUUUUGCCUCAGCUUUUAAAUCAUCAAAGAUAGUAUAUAGGCACCUCCUGAGACAAAAGAAACUUGAUUUUGCAAUAUCCCAAUGGCAGAAGUUAGCCAACGCAAUAUCCCUAAAACAAGAUCGUACAUUUUGGAACUUGGUAAAUAAGGGAAUGGGCUCAAUUAAACAUAUGAAAUCUCAACAAAUUCCAUAUUUUGUUUGGCACGCCCACUUUUGCAGCCUAUAUUCCUCUGCACCAUUCUCCCAUCCUGUUUGUCUGGAUUUGGACAUUAAAAAUCUCCCACAGUGGCCCCCAGUAUCAUCUGAUGAAAUCAGAUCAUUAAUUGACUCAUUGAAAAAUGGAAAAUCACCUGGGGAAGAUCGUCUUCCUCCCGAAAUAUUCAAAAACUUCUCUGACUGGUGGGCCCCCAUUCUGGCACAUCUGUUUUCAAGAAUCAACGAAUCAGGCAUUAUACCAGAUGGAUGGAGACGAAACAUCAUUGUUCCAAUUUACAAAAGGAGCGACCCUUUUAAUCCCUCUAAUUAUCGCCCCAUAAGCUUAUUAAAUGUGGCGUUAAAACUGUAUAGUAAAUUUCUCCUUCUAAAACUGGAACAAUGAGCAAAUUCAAAUAACAUUAUACCUGCUGAACAAAUUGGCUUCAAGAAAGGGUCUUCUCCGAUCGACCACGGCCUAACUCUUUACCUUAUGGCAAAUCAGGCCAUAAUUGACCCUACAAAACAUCUCUAUGUGGCAUUUGUCGAUCUGGCCGCAGCGUUUGAUUCAGUAGACAGGGGCAAACUUUGGACAAAACUAUAUAACAUGAAUAUAGAUCACCGACUAUUGUAUUUAAUAAGGGCCCUAUAUGCAGACACUUUCGCCCAGGUUAGAUUAAACAAUUGCGGUGCAAUGACAAACCCGAUAUCAGUGGCGAGGGGUGUUAAACAGGGGUGUCCUCUUGCAUCCCUAUUAUUUAACCUAUUUUUAACAGCCAUAAUAUCGGACCUGUCUGGUCCACAAUUUCCCCCCCCCUAUUGGAAAUAGAAAGAUAUCUACACUAUUUUACGCAGAUGACAUGGCCCUUCUUUCGUUAGUCCCAGUAGGUUUAAAAAAAUUAAUGAGACGUCUUCAUGAGCUUUGUGUAAUUGAGGGGCUAAAAAUAAACUAUAAAAAAACUAAAGUUCUAGUAUUUGGGCGAAGAUAUGUGAAUCAUCGUUGGUCAAUGGAUAAUCACCAAUUAGAACAGACCCGGGUAUUUAAGUAUUUGGGAGUGAUUUUUUCAGAUACUCUGUCCUGGAAAACCCAUUUGCAAUAUACUAAACAAUCAGCGAUAAAAACAGUGGGAGCCAUUUUAAAAUUUCACCGCUCAACCGGGGGUAAUUUGGUCACCCCCGCCCUAAAAAUUUUUGAGGCUAAAGUAAUUCCUCAGGUUCUUUAUGGCGCUUUGAUAUGGGGGUGGGAUACUAAAGCAAUUUCAUCUUUGGAGACAAUUCAAACGGACUUUCUCAGGCGCUUACUGAACUUACCCCCAGGAACCUCAUCUGCAAUGCUCCGCGCGGAAACAGGCCUCCCCCCGCUGACCACGCAUAUCCAUCUAGCUCUUCUGAGGUUUAUGAGAUCUACUGUACACUUACAAAAUAAAGACCUGUUAAACUUAUAUUUAACCCACUCUUCUACUCAGAAAUCCUGGGGAGCUAGACUAGAAAAUUUAUUACAUAGGUACCAUCUUACUAUCCAUCAAUUCAAUACCAUUGGCUCAGAUAAGAAACUUCGGGAAGCUGUCAUCCACCAUAGUCAGUAUCUAGAUCGUCUAUAUCUACUUAACAGCAGGUCCGCCCCAUGGUAUUGGAGAUUUAAAACCGAUCACAGUCGCUCCCCAUAUCUAACCACAUACAUGCCCAGUAACCUUAGAUUCGCAUUCACCUCACUUAGAUUCUUCUCCUUACCUAAUGCGGAACGGGAAGGGAGAAUAGCUAAGGUUCCUAAGGAACAAAGAUACUGCAUUUGUGGGUAUCAAGGGGUGGAGGAUCUUCCACAUAUCUUACUGGAUUGCCCAAUUUAUCAUAAUCCCAGAAUGAAUCUCACAUCGAGGUGGCCAGACCUUAACGAGUCGGCACAAUUGCCGAUAAAGUAUUAUUCCUAAUGUCCGAUUGGAACGAUGAGGUGACACACCACGUAGCUAUAUUCGCAUCUGCAGCUAGGAAAUUAAGAGCCGGUUUACUUUCAGAGCUCAACUCGAAAUGAAAUUUCUAAAAGGCCUUAUCGAUGCCGACAGUAUUUUAACUUUGCCAUCUCAGUAAUUAAAGUUUAUUUAGGAACUAGCCAUAUGGCCCUAAGAUGAACAUAUUGAUUUUAUAUUGUUUUAACAAUUUGCUACUUGCUAAUGUUUUAACUUGUCUUAUCUUGUAUUUUGUUAUGGAUUGUAUACCUUGUGUUGGCCUGUGGCCCUGCAAUAAAGAUGAUGAUGAUGGUGGUG